CCCCUUUUAGGGAGAUUUGUUGGUGUGGACAAAUUACAAAAACAUUCAAAGUUUCGUCUUCCUUCACUUGUCUUUUAUUCAAACAAAACAAACAAACCCUUAUUUCUCUCUCUAAAACAUUGUUCUUUUUCCCUUGAAAAGAUGGAGUUAGCUUUGAGUUUAGGAAACAGGGGAGGAGGAGUAGUAGUAGAAAACAAUAGUGUUGGUUUUUGCAUGGGAUUAACAUCAUCAUCAUCAAAUAAAUCAACGGCUGAAAAAGAAGAUGAGAAUAUGAAAGAUGAUGAUCAUCAUCAUCAAGAAAGACGUGAUAACGUGGGCUCUUCUUCAUCGUCAGAUCCAUCACCGCUUCAACUUGAUCUUUUACCUUUUUCACCUCUUCCUCGUUCUACUCAACCACCUCCACCUCUCCGUUUUCCUUGGCUUACUGAUAAUUUGAGUUCUGAACCGGGUUCAUCAGACGGACCGGGGACCAAAAUAAAUGAAGUGAACCGGCGGGCAGCGGUUGGACCGGCGACGGAGGAGGUGGAUGAACAUUCGUCCCCAAACAGUGGAACGUCGUCGUUUAUGGAGUUCUCACUAUAUACUAGUAAUAAUAAUAAUAAUAGUGGAGGAGAGAGAAAAUCAGGGAGGAGAGAAAAUGGUAAUAAUUAUGGGCAAGAAAUAAUAGGAAUAGUAGGGGGUGGUGGUGAUGAAGGAGAAAGAGGUGCAACGACUUCAAGAGGAAGUGAUGAUGAGGAGAAUGGAUCCACUAGGAAAAAGCUUAGGCUUUCUAAAGAACAAUCAGCUUUUCUUGAGGAGAGCUUUAAAGAGCACCAUACUUUGAAUCCUAAGCAAAAGCUUGCAUUGGCAAAGCAACUCAAUCUUCGUCCUCGUCAAGUGGAAGUUUGGUUUCAGAAUAGACGAGCCAGGACCAAGUUGAAGCAGACAGAGGUAGAUUGCGAGUAUUUAAAGAGGUGCUGUGAGACGUUGACAGAAGAGAACAGGAGGUUACAAAAGGAGCUUCAGGAAUUAAGAGCCUUGAAAACCUCCCAGCCUUAUUUCAUGCAGCUACCUGCUACUACUCUUACUAUGUGCCCUUCAUGUGAGCGUGUGGCCCCCACUUCUACUUCUACAGUCGUGGCCGCUUCGUCAGCACCGGCAACCCCCUCCACAUCGUCCGCAGUGACUGUUGCCGCUAACGGCACUGCCGUGGCUUCCGGGAGCACCAAUGAUAUCACAUUGUCUCUUGGCAAGCCUAAGGUGUCCAUGUUGCCCUUUUCAAAUGUUCAAGCCCAUCAGGCAGCUUCAUGAAAUAUAGAGUGGAUGUUUUGGUCUUUUUUUAAUGUACAAAAUGAAAGAUGGGAUGAGGGCAUUUUAAUUUAUUUUUUUCUAUAUCUUUGUGGUUUUUAUCUUUUCUUGGUUGGAUUCUUUAAAUUUGAUAAUUAUUGUUUUGGUUGGAUUGCUAGCUUGUGGCAUUGUAGAGAGUUUUAGAUGCUUCAAAGUUGAAAAAAAAAGGAUAGAAGAGACAACUGAUAUGACAAGCUAAAUGGUGUUCAUACAUUAGCAGAAA
Molecule: messenger RNA, 1549 nt
Organism: Beta vulgaris subsp. vulgaris (sugar beet)
Lineage: Eukaryota; Viridiplantae; Streptophyta; Magnoliopsida; Caryophyllales; Amaranthaceae
Product: homeobox-leucine zipper protein HOX11
Exons: 4
Coding region: 142-1290 (382 amino acids)
Biological process (GO): regulation of DNA-templated transcription
Molecular function (GO): sequence-specific DNA binding; DNA-binding transcription factor activity, RNA polymerase II-specific
Source: RefSeq, a predicted model, not a curated record